Messenger RNA from Nasonia vitripennis (jewel wasp), 1868 nucleotides. RefSeq lists its product as uncharacterized. Lineage: Eukaryota; Metazoa; Arthropoda; Insecta; Hymenoptera; Pteromalidae. The coding region runs from base 1 to 1128 and encodes 375 amino acids. The record is from RefSeq and is a predicted model, not a curated record. The transcript has 5 exons.
AUGUCAACUAAGGGCAUGAACCACUGGAUCGAAGAUCGGAACCAGAGUAGAGAUCACGGCCCGCGCAAACCGAACCAGGACACCAGAACAAAGCACUACAGAGACGAACAUCUCGAACAGAUAACACGUUCAACCAACGAAGUACCUCACCACGGUAAUUGGGAAUAUACCACGGCAGGCACAACAGAGGCCAACGAACCAACAACGGUCGGCAACACAGAGCACAACAAAACAACCAAGCCACUGAUACGCGCGGCGGCAGAUGAAAGGGCAACGAUCCUGAAUAAACUAGGUCAAACAAGGGGAGACACCCCAGAGCUACCGGACAAUAAGGAGGCCAUUAAUCUCGGACAAACGACCCAAAUAAACGAGCUACAGUACCAGAACGAGAGCGAACCACCCUAUCGGUUACUACAAGUCAGCUUCGUCAAGAGCGUAUUGGAUUCAUGGAAAAGUGCGAUUCCUGGAGGCGAGAAACUGAAAGAGAAUAAUCUCAUUUGCGAAAAGCACUUUAAUAAUGAAGAUGUCGUUAAGGAAUUCGUGCAAAUCUUUCCGGAUGGCACAAAACAAACUCUCCAGAGAAAAAAAGCGGCACUGAGAAAAGGAGCUGUGCCUUGCAUUUUUCCUGACAGGCUACAACUUGCGGAGGUUGCAGACACAAUUGCAGAUCACGUACAGCGUAAUUCACAACAACAAAUCGCACCUUGCGAGUAUUCGUCGGAAAAUGCACGGAGUAUCGAUGAGGCGAAUAAAAAGAUGUUAAAAGCAAGGCGAAGUAUCUCUGAUAUCAAUUCGCUCGUAAGCUGUAAGAGGAAAGCACACCAACUCGAAACUGAUGAAGGUACAUCGCGGAAUGGUCGUGAGAUUGACGAGAUCCAAUGUGCAACAGUUUCUUCACGAGAAAGCCAAUCAUUGGUGAAUGCUGAAAACGAAGAGACAGAAUCAACAACAGUUUCUUUGCGAGAAAAUCAUUUUGUAGAAAUCUGUAAUUCGUUAAUGCACAACGCUCAGUCAGUCACAUUACCUGGUAAUUGGAUUCCACAAGUUAUUUGCACUGGAGUAAAAUGCAUUAUGUUUGCCGAAUGGAAAGAAAAUUGCAGUGCACUUUUGCACGAGAGCGAGCAGUAAAUCGAGGUUUAGGUCACGGCGUGUACUACACGCGUAUAUAAUAAAAGAUAUAUACAUCGCUAAUCAAACUAUCAAGUAAAUUUUCAAUAAAAAAAAUGCUGGCUACAACAGUCCAUGGACGCGUGCACGCGUCUCUUUUUCAAAAAAUUUCUCGAUCACCUCACGAUCCUCGCCUCGACGAGAGAAAGACAUUCCAAAAUAUUAUAUACACGUAUAAGCAUUCCGUUCGAUUACUUGCUCACUCGCUCUUUUUCAGAGGAUCUUUUUUUUCCCGCGCGAUUCGCACUUUAAGUUUCGCGGUAACCUCGUCUCUCGUGAUUAAAUUCUCUCCGGCCCGUACGUCAGAAAAUAAUAAAGCAACAUUGCACGGUAUAAAUAUAUAAAUUUACGUACGUAUAUUGCAGGUGGAACGUUUGAAGAGAGAAUUAAAAGAAGCUAAAACGCAAUGUGCUAAGGCCAAUGUCGAAGCUCUUGAACGAGCUUGCGCGGAACUGCCUGAAAAUCAGCAGUUAGCUGUGAGGGCUUGUUUUAAUGCAUCAAAAAUAGAAGACCAGAGAGGUAUAAGAUACACUACACAGUGGAUUUAUGAAUGUCUUCUUCUUCGAAUAAAGAGCCGUAAAACAUAUAAUCAUCUUCGAACACACAACAUAUUAUGUUUGCCAAGUUGCGAAACGUUGAACCGCUAUCUAAAACAUAUUAAAGGAGCUUAUGGAUUUAAUGAAAGCACAUUUAAAUUACUA